Molecule: messenger RNA, 2341 nt
Organism: Trichosurus vulpecula (common brushtail)
Lineage: Eukaryota; Metazoa; Chordata; Mammalia; Diprotodontia; Phalangeridae
Product: cytochrome P450 1A1-like
Exons: 7
Coding region: 145-1692 (515 amino acids)
Biological process (GO): hormone biosynthetic process; progesterone metabolic process
Molecular function (GO): iron ion binding; steroid 17-alpha-monooxygenase activity; heme binding
Source: RefSeq, a predicted model, not a curated record
CUCCACAUCUUCUAAAGAGGUGAUUACUUCUUGGCAUCUUUCAGCUAAUAUUGAGCAAGCCCUAGGUUUUACACUUCUCCGAUUCUCAGUCCAAGCUGACCCCCUGUCAGACACAGCUACAAUUUUUGCUAACUACCAAAAAUCAUGACAAGUGUGUUUUCCAUGUUGGCAUUCCUCGAAACCUUCACUGUCACCGAGCUCCUUGUGGCCUUUGUGGUCUUCUGCCUGGUCUUCUGGGUCAUUAAAUCUUACCCUCAAAGGGUCCCCAAGGGACUCAAAAACCCACCCGGACCCUGGGCUUGGCCUCUGAUUGGCAACAUAUUGACUCUGGGGAAGAAUCCCCAUCUGGCCCUGGCCCAGCUGAGGGAGAAGUAUGGGGAUGUGAUGCAGAUUCAGAUCGGCUCCACCCCAGUGCUCGUGUUGAGUGGCCUGGAAACCAUCAGACAAGCUCUGGUGAAGCAGGGGGAUGACUUCAAGGGCCGACCUGACUUCUACAGCUUCUCCUUAAUCUCAGAUGGUGACUCCUUUACUUUUAGUCCUGAUUCAGGGGAAGCAUGGGCAGCUCGAAGGAAGCUGGCCCAGAAUGCUCUGAAGACCUUCUCCCUAUCUGCCUCCCCAUCCUCUUCCUCCUGCUACCUGGAGGAGCAUGUGAAGAAGGAGGCUGAAUGCUUGAUCCAGAAGUUCCUGGAGCAGAAGGGGCACUUUGACCCCUUCAGGUACCUGGUGAUGUCCGUGGCCAAUGUCAUCUGUGCCAUUUGCUUUGGAAAGCGCUAUGACCAUGAACAUCAAGAACUACUUAGUAUCGUCACUUUGAAUGCUAAAUUUGGUGAUGUUAUUGCCUCUGGGAAUCCAGCUGAUUUCAUUCCUGUGCUGCGAUACCUGCCCAGUAGCAAGAUGGCAGCCUUCAGGGACCUGAACGAGAAAGCCGCCAACUUUACUCAAAAGUUGGUGAAAGAACAUUACAAGAGGUUUGAAAAGGGCUGCAUCCGGGACAUCACAGACAGCCUAAUUGAACAUUGCCAGGAAAACCAGUUGGAUGAGAAUGCUAAUGUCCUGCUGUCAGAAAAGAAGACUGUGAACACUGUCCUGGAUAUCUUUGGAGCAGGCUUUGACACCAUCACCACGGCCAUUUCCUGGAGUCUCAUGUACCUUGUGGCAAAGCCUGAGAUCCAGAAGAAGAUCCAGGAGGAGCUGGACACGGUGAUUGGCAGAGAGCGGUGGCCCCAGCUCUCAGACAAACCUCAGCUCCCCUACAUGGAGGCCUUCAUCCUGGAAACCUUCAGGCACUCUUCCUUCCUCCCCUUUACCAUCCCCCACAGCACAACCAGAGCCACGACCUUGAACAAUUUCUACAUUCCCAAGGGACGAUGUGUCUUUGUGAACCAAUGGCAAAUUAACCAUGACCAGAAUAUAUGGGGGGACCCUUCGGUGUUCCGGCCAGAGCGAUUCCUCAGGGCAGAUGGAACCAUCAACAAGGCCCUGAGUGAACAGGUGAUUAUGUUUGGCCUGGGGAAAAGGAAGUGUAUUGGGGAGACUAUUGGCCGGUGGGAAGUCUUCCUCUUCCUGGCCAUCCUGCUGCAUCAGGUGGAGUUCAGUGUCCCCUCUGGAGUGAAGGUGGACUUGACCCCAAUCUAUGGAUUGACCAUGAAACAUGCCAGCUGUGAGCACUUCCAGGUUAAGCUACGCUCUUAGGAGGACUAAAAGCUCCAGGAUGGGAUGCUGUUGUUUUCCCUGGCCUGCUGCAAAGGACUGGAGGGAGGCUUCAGGCUGAAGUUGAUGAACAUGUGCUCAGUUCUGGUGCUCUGACUUCCUGCUGUUAUCCACUAGAGAGGGGCUGCUUCACUCUCCAAUCCCUGCCAUUCUUCCUGGCUCCCAGGAGACUACUCCCUCUUGACGCAAGUACUUGGCUCCCCACUAAUUGAAUGCUUUUAUGCUGUUCUAUGGUUUAAGAGGCCUGGCUGGGGACAAGGGAGUCCCUGGGCCUCUGAAAACUUCAGGCAAAGUCUUUGAGAGAAGAGAGAAGACAUGGGACCAGCCAUGAGAAUUGGACCAUUCUAUCAGGGUAUGAGCAGAUUUGUUCCACUUUGCAAAAAAGAAGGAAAUUGUGAGUCCUUUUCCAGGCCAAUCAAGGUGGGUUCAGGGAAGAGACUUGCCAGGUGGGAACUCAGUAGACAGACCACACCUACAUAGUCAACACUGGGCCAAUCCCAGCUUCAGAAAAAUGCUCCGUAUCAACACAAGAGUGAGCAAGUCUUGGAGCAGCACCUUUCUUAUAGUAGCAUGGGUCCAAAACGGGAAAAAAAAAAACCCACAAUAAAGAAUGAAGUUAGUGAAAGAAUAA